Messenger RNA from Caenorhabditis remanei, 795 nucleotides. RefSeq lists its product as uncharacterized. NCBI's taxonomy places the organism in Eukaryota, Metazoa, Nematoda, Chromadorea, Rhabditida, Rhabditidae. Gene Ontology annotation, molecular function: extracellular matrix binding; calcium ion binding; collagen binding. Gene Ontology annotation, biological process: anatomical structure development. The record is from RefSeq and is a predicted model, not a curated record. The transcript is spliced from 5 exons. The coding region runs from base 1 to 795 and encodes 264 amino acids.
AUGCGUUACGCUCUGGUCGCUUGUCUCCUGCUUCUGGCAGCCACCGCUUUCGUUGAUGCUAAGAAGAAGAAGGUAGCUGAUGAUGAGCUCGGAGAGCUUUUGGACAACAUCGAUGCUGAUGAGGAGAAGAAGAGUGUAGAACCAGCCAAGAACCCUUGCGAAGACCAUCAAUGCGGAUGGGGAAAGGAAUGUGUUGUCGGAAAGAAGGGAGAGCCAACCUGUGAAUGCAUCUCAAAGUGCCCAGAACUCGAUGGGAACCCGAUGGACAAGGUCUGCGCCAACAACAACCAAACCUUCACCUCCCUCUGCGAUCUCUACCGUGAGAGAUGCUUGUGCAAGAGAAAGUCCAAGGAAUGCGAGAAGGCCACCAAUGCCAAAGUCCAUUUGGAGUAUCUUGGAGAGUGCAAGAAGCUUGACGAAUGCACCGAAGAGCACAUGGCUCAAUUCCCAGAGCGUAUGGCUGACUGGCUCUUCCAGGUCAUGAAGGAGUUGAAGAAGAGACGUGAGCUCCACAAGCUCGAGUGGGAGGAACUCUUGUCUGAGGCUGAGAACGAUGAUGAGAAGAAGCACGUCUACCCAGUCAUCUGGAAGUUCUGCGAGCUCGACACCAAGCCACAUGAUAAGUCCGUCUCCCACCACGAGUUGAUCCCAAUCACCGCUCCAGUCAUCCCAAUGGAGUCCUGCAUCAAGCCAUUCCUUGAGGGAUGCGAUGCCAACAACGACGGAAACAUCUCGAUCAAGGAAUGGGGAAAAUGCCUCGGACUUAAGGAGGGAGAGAUCCAAGAGAGAUGUUAA